Messenger RNA from Mandrillus leucophaeus (drill), 1066 nucleotides. RefSeq names its product ras-related protein Rab-7L1-like. Bases 515 to 1066 code for a protein of 183 amino acids. NCBI's taxonomy places the organism in Eukaryota, Metazoa, Chordata, Mammalia, Primates, Cercopithecidae. The record is from RefSeq and is a predicted model, not a curated record. The transcript has 4 exons. Gene Ontology annotation, molecular function: GTPase activity; GTP binding.
CAGGCAACCCUGCACGUGACGCUGGCGGAGGAAGGCUAGAGAGAGGCGCGGGACGACGUCUAGGGAAUAGAAAGGUACCGGCUGCUCCUUCCUGACAAUUUGGUAUGUGCUGCAAGGGGAGGGUCCUCAUCAUCUGGCCCCAGUGGUGUAAUGAGCUGACUGGGAUUCAGUCACUGACUCGGAGCCGCUCCGGGAAAGUCCUGGUGGGGAGGUUCCGAGGCGCCUGGUCCCGUUUCUCGGCAGUCAGGCCAGGAGGGGGUGGGGAAGGUGCGAACAGCCAGGGGCUCGGAGGUUGCGCCCUGCGCCCCGCGCCCCACCCAGGUUGCGGCCGCCGGGGGAGGAAGCACGUAUAGGUUGAGUGCAAAGUUUCCUUUUUUGCUUUCUCGUCAGAGCAGCCCACACAGGCGGUGGGUGGGAAUGCCUCACUUCAGUUUGAAGAGGGUCCGGAGCCAAAGGGGUUAAAACAAGCGACUCCCCCACUUCCCGCCUCCCUAAAACGCACGCCCCGCUAGCCAUGGGCAGCCGCGACCACCUGUUCAAAGUUCUGGUGGUGGGGGACGCCGCAGUGGGCAAGACGUCGCUGGUGCAGCGAUAUUCCCAGGACAGCUUCAGCAAACACUACAAGUCCACGGUGGGAGUGGAUUUUGCUCUGAAGGUUCUCCAGUGGUCUGACUCCGAGAUAGUGCGACUUCAGCUGUGGGAUAUUGCAGGGCAGGAGCGCUUCACCUCUAUGACACGACUGUAUUAUCGGGAUGCCUCUGCCUGUGUUAUUAUGUUUGACGUUACCAAUGCCACUACCUUCAGCAACAGCCAGAGGUGGAAACAGGACCUAGACAGCAAGCUCACACUACCCAAUGGAGAGCUGGUGCCCUGCCUGCUCUUGGCCAACAAGGUAUGUGGCCAAUCUCAGAAAAUGGUCCCUAGCCUGCCGGGCGCCGUGGCUCACACCUUCUUUCUAAGAUACGACCCCAGACGAAUCUGCAACUCUGGAGUGGAAGCCAGGGGGCGGGCUAAGCAGCGACCAUUUUUGUUUUGCGGCCGUGCGCUCUCAGAGCAUCUUGACUAA